This is a messenger RNA of Brassica napus (rape), 2362 nucleotides long. Its product is annotated as flavanone 3-dioxygenase 3. The record is from RefSeq and is a predicted model, not a curated record. Lineage: Eukaryota; Viridiplantae; Streptophyta; Magnoliopsida; Brassicales; Brassicaceae. The transcript is spliced from 3 exons. The coding region runs from base 1122 to 2195 and encodes 357 amino acids.
AUACAUAUUAGGAAUUGAGAUCAUGUUUGGUACAAGAUCUUUUCGAGGUUUUGAAUGUUUCGGAUUCUAUCGGAUAUCCAUUUAGAUUCGGGUUCGGUUUGGAUAAUACCCAUAACCCGAAAUACCACAAAACAAGAUCCAUUCGAUAUUUACGUCGGGUUUGGAUCAGUUCGGAUUCAUUUUUAUCGGAUCGGAUUCGGUUUGGGUUUUUGGGUUCGGUUUAUUUGUCCAGCCCUUGUUUAGCCUAAGCCCAUUAUCUUAAAAGUUCAUUUGCGGGUCCAGUGCCGACAUAAGCCAAAGUCAACACGUUUUAGAAGAGAGACCCUCAAGGUUCAUUAUGUAACAAGGAGUGAAGACAUAUAAUUGGAGCCACCAAGUUGUAUUUGUCUCUCAACUUGUCACCACUUAUUAUUUUUUUCUUUAUUUUUUUUUGCAUUUCCAUAUUUCUCCUUCCAUUGAAUCUCACCACUCUCUCUCUCUUUAUCUUCUUUGUUCCCUGAUGCACAAGAAAACAAAUCAUCACUUUUAUCAUUCAUCCAAAAGAAAUCACCCUACCUAAUUGAUUGAGCCAAAUACAGAUAAGCCCAAGUUCACCUUCAUAUAAAUCCAAAACCCAUUACUCACUAGAAAAGACAACAUUACACAUAUAGUAGUGUAAUGAUCUCCAUGAACUUGUACCAAUUCUCGACCUUCCUGAUGACGUAUAUGCACAAAAAAGGAGAUGUUUAUGGUUUCCUAUUAAAAAUGAAAAAAAAUAAGAAUCUGUUAACAUGAUGACUCUUUUCAUAUAAUAAUAGUUUAAUCUAAAAAGCAAAAAAUGCAACUAGUCAUACACCUUUCACAAAUACCUUUCAAGCUCUGAUGUGGCAACUCAAAAAAGCAAAUGAGAAUUCUUUAUUUGAAUGAAGUAUCUAACCAUUCAUUUAAUGUUUAUGUAUAUGAACACAAGCCGGUAGUUUCCAAAACCGUUUUCAAAUAGAAGAGAAGAAACAAUGACCUUUUAAAAUAAAGACCAGGUUAUCUUCAUGUGUAUAUAAAAACACGCUUUGCAUGCUUGCUUACUAUAAGUAGGAAGACAAGGUGAGAUCCUAAAGUACCAAAACAGAUUCUAGCAAAAAGCAAUGGAGGAAACAAAUAAAAAUGUGCUUGGUGAUUGCUUUACUAGUGCUAUGGCACUCACUGAGUCAGGUGUCCCUCACGUGCCUACCCGUUACAUUCUUCCGCCUUCACAACGACCAGUUCUCAGUCCAAGCAUUGGCACUGGUAGCAUCAAUCUUCCUGUCAUUGAUCUCUCCUUCUUACAUGAUCCUCUGCUUCGACCCAGUGUCAUCCAUGAGAUUGAAAUGGCUUGCAAGGAGUUUGGUUUCUUUCAGGUUACAAACCAUGGAAUAUCAUCUCCAGUGGUGAAAGAUGCACUUCAUGCAGCUACAAGGUUCUUUGACUUACCAGCCGAUGAGAAGAUGCUUCUGGUUUCCGAUGAUGUUCACACGCCAGUAAGAUAUGGCACCAGCAUAAACCAUUCAACAGACAGUGUUCAUUACUGGAGAGACUUCAUCAAACAUUACUCCCAUCCUCUCUCAAAGUGGAUUGAUCUCUGGCCAUCCAACCCUCCAUGCUACAAGGAAAAAGUGGGGAGAUACGCAGAAGCAACGCAUGUGCUACACAAGCAACUAAUGGAAGCUAUCUCAGAAAGUCUAGGCCUCGAGAAAAGUUACUUACAGGAAGAGAUCGAAGAAGGGUCACAAGUCAUGGCCGUGAACUGCUACCCAGCGUGUCCAGAACCCGAGAUAGCCUUGGGAAUGCCACCACACUCUGACUUUAGCUCACUGACCAUCUUACUCCAAAGCAGCCAGGGGCUUCAGAUAAAAGACAAAAACAACAACUGGGUCUGCGUGCCGUACAUAGAAGGAGCUCUGAUAGUGCAGCUUGGAGAUCAAGUAGAAGUGAUGAGCAAUGGCGUAUACAAGAGCGUGGUUCAUCGAGUAACAGUGAACAAAGAUGUCAACCGCCUCUCUUUCGCGAGCCUUCACAGCUUGCCAAUGAACAAGAAGAUAAGUCCAGCACCUCAGCUCGUGAAUGAAGAUAAACCAGCUGCUUAUGGAGAUUUCAGCUUUAACGAUUUUCUUGAGUAUAUCUCAAGAAACGAUCUCACAAAGCAGAGAUUCAUUGAUACAGUCAAGAAGAACAAGUUCUGAAGAUAGGUGUUGUGUUGGAUUACGUGGAACCUAAGUAAGUUGCCAAAAAUGUAUUAAUUAGUAUAUGUAUUGUUAUGAAACCACUAGAAUUAUUACAGAAGAGAUUGUAUGCAAGUGAAAUGUACUCUGUCUAUAUGUUACAUAAUAAGCAUAAUUACUUGUCAUAA